Messenger RNA from Musa acuminata subsp. malaccensis (wild Malaysian banana), 1985 nucleotides. RefSeq names its product pyruvate decarboxylase 1. Gene Ontology annotation, molecular function: magnesium ion binding; pyruvate decarboxylase activity; thiamine pyrophosphate binding. NCBI's taxonomy places the organism in Eukaryota, Viridiplantae, Streptophyta, Magnoliopsida, Zingiberales, Musaceae. The record is from RefSeq and is a predicted model, not a curated record. Gene Ontology annotation, cellular component: cytosol.
AGUUCUUGGAAUUACAGAGAGAGAAUUCCACACACUUCCUAUACGGUUGGUGAUGGAUACUAAGAUCGGAUCGGUUGAUGCGGCGGCGGAGACGACGGCCAACGGCGUCGUGGGCUGCCCGCCGGCGAAACCCUGCUGCUCCGUCGCGCCCGCCGCACCGACCACGGCGGGGCCCGCGGAUGCCACACUCGGGCGCCACAUCGCCCGCCGCCUCGUCCAGGUGGGUGCCCUCGACGUCUUCUCCGUGCCCGGCGACUUCAACCUCACCCUCCUCGAUCACCUCAUCGCCGAGCCGGGACUCCGCCUCGUGGGAUGCUGUAACGAACUCAACGCCGGGUACGCCGCUGACGGGUACGCCCGCGCCCGCGGGGUCGGCGCCUGCGUCGUGACCUUCACUGUCGGCGGGCUCAGUGUGCUCAACGCCAUCGCCGGCGCGUACAGCGAGAACCUCCCGGUUAUCUGCAUCGUAGGAGGGCCUAACUCCAACGACUACGGCACGAACCGCAUCCUCCACCACACCAUCGGCCUCUCGGACUUCAGCCAGGAGCUCCGGUGCUUCCAGACCGUCACCUGCUUCCAGGCGGUGGUGAACAACCUGGAGGACGCUCACGAGCUCAUUGAUACUGCGAUCUCCACCGCUCUCAAGGAGAGCAAGCCCGUCUAUAUCAGUAUCGGCUGCAAUCUCCCCGGCAUUCCUCAUCCCACCUUCAGUCGUGAACCCGUGCCGUUCUUCCUCUCCCCCAGAAUAAGCAAUCAGAUGGGUAUGGAGGCUGCGGUCGAGGCCACGGCACAGUUCUUGAACAAGGCCGUGAAGCCGGUCUUGGUGGGCGGCCCCAAAAUCCGGGUCGCCAAGGCCGGGAAGGCCUUCGUGGAACUCGCUGACGCCUGCGGGUAUCCCAUCGCCGUGAUGCCGUCGGCCAAGGGUCUCGUGCCGGAGCACCACCCUAGGUUCAUCGGCACCUACUGGGGCGCCGUGAGCACCGCCUUCUGUGCUGAGAUUGUGGAGUCGGCCGACGCCUACCUCUUUGCGGGCCCAAUCUUCAACGACUACAGCUCGGUCGGCUACUCCCUCCUCCUAAAGAAAGAGAAGGCCAUCGUCGUCCAGCCUGAGCGGGUGGUGGUCGCAAAUGGGCCGGCGUUUGGGUGCAUUCUCAUGAAAGACUUCCUCCAGGCGCUCGCGAAAAGGCUCAAGAUGAACACAACUGCAUGCGAGAACUACCGCAGGAUCUUUGUACCUGAGGGGCAGCCAUUGGAGUGCCAGCCCAAGGAGCCUUUGAGGGUCAAUGUGCUCUUCAAGCACAUUCAGAAGAUGCUGUCGGAGAAGACCGCGGUGAUCGCCGAGACAGGGGACUCGUGGUUCAACUGCCAGAAGCUGAAACUGCCGGAUGGCUGUGGAUAUGAGUUCCAAAUGCAGUAUGGAUCGAUCGGUUGGUCCGUCGGGGCGACUCUGGGAUAUGCUCAGGCCGCAAAAGAUAAGCGUGUGAUCGCUUGCAUUGGCGAUGGUAGCUUCCAGGUCACGGCCCAGGAUGUGUCGACGAUGCUGAGGAGCGGCCAGAACAGCAUCAUUUUCCUUAUAAACAAUGGUGGGUACACCAUUGAGGUUGAGAUCCAUGACGGUCCUUACAAUGUCAUCAAGAACUGGAACUACACUGGUUUUGUGGAUGCCAUCCACAAUGGAGAGGGCAAUUGCUGGACCACAAAGGUAACAUGCGAGGAGGAGCUGAAGGAGGCAAUUGAGAAGGUGAUGGGACCGAAGAAGGAUUGCCUGUGUUUCAUAGAGGUGAUAGUGCACAAGGAUGAUACCAGCAAAGAGCUUCUCGAGUGGGGCUCCAGGGUUUCAGCUGCCAACAGCAGGCCACCAAACCCUCAGUGAUCUUAUGUGAAAUAGUCUGAAUAAUGUAGCUACUUUUGACAGUCCCUUUAGUUACUGAGAUAGUUUCUCUUUUAAUAACACUAUUGCGAAUACCGAUCUUUCAUCUUAUCGA